AUGUUGGAGGAUGGCUUAGGGGACAGCCAGCAGGCAACUGUUCAAUCGGUUGCCCAAGAGUUCGAGGUUGGGAGUGAGAAAAUACAGGAGAUAACGAAUUACUUUGUUAAGCAGAUAAAACAUGGUUUGAAAGACAAGCAUGCUUAUCAGAUACCCUCUUUUGUCACACAAAUCCCCAGUGGCCGAGAGAAGGGCCUUUUUCUUGCAGUCGACUUGGGCGGUACAAAUUGUCGAGUUUGUGCUGUUACGCUUCAUGGCGACUCGACUUUCGAUGUGUUUCAGAGGAAGCACCUUGUCCCUCAUGAUAUUCGAGUGCAUUCAAGUCAUAAACCUCUAUUCCAUUUCAUCGCCUUGAAGAUCCAAGACCUUCUUCGUGAGCAUAAGAGUAGUGGGAGUAGUGACAGUUUGGAGGCAUGCUUCAAUCUUGGCUUCACAUUCAGCUUCACUUGUGAACAGACAUCCAUUUCUAGCGGCACCCUCGUUCACUGGGACAAAGGAUGGGAUAUCCCAAGCACCCUGGGUCAAGAUCCUUGCGCGUUACUACAGGAAGCGAUUGAUGAGAUCUCAUUACCAGUGCGAGUUCGCGUUUUGGCCAACGAUGCAGUCGGAACGCUGCUUACUAGAGCAUAUACCUCGAAAACGAAGAACUCUACCUUGGCAUCUAUAAUCCUCGGGACCGGCACAAAUGCUGCGUAUAUUGAGCGCAUGUCAAACAUCCAGAGACUCGAUACAACGGCCGAUCGCGCACACCACUCGAAUAGUGACGGGUUCAUGGUAAUCAACACGGAAUGGGGAUCAUGGGACGACGGGCUGAAAGUUCUUCCUCAAACACGGUUCGACAAACUCGUCGAUGAGUCUUCUUCAGAUCUUGGAUGUGGUCUUCUUGAGAAGAUGGUCUCCGGCAUGUAUCUUGGGGAGCUACUGCGCUUGUCACUCUUGGACCUGAUGCGCCACGGUGCAUUAGACAUGUCAUUUCCGGAUGGAAGCCCCGUUUACAUACAUAUGGGUAUCGAAAGCGCAUUCUUGUCCAAGAUUGCAGAGUCAAAACCAGAGAAUUCGCUGUCAGCUUUGUCCUGUAUCACCGACACGCUAGUAGCAACAGGUGUGACAUCGAGGGACUUGCGAACUAUCCAGAUGCUGGCUACUGUUAUCGUGAAACGAUCUGCUCGAUUGGUGGGUGCUGGUCUUGCUGCAAUUCUCAUACAGUCUGGCAGGCUUGAUACUUCAGGUAUGUCUCAGAAGACGGGCCUGGGAGCUCAUACACAUCAAAUACAAGACAAGUCGACAUCAACGCAGAUCGGCAGCCGGCGGAACACCUUGACUCGAUUUAUACGGCGAAUGUUUGGCUGCAUACGCCCAGAAGAGCCAUCACCCAUUUCGACAAGCGGAUCGUCAUAUGACUCCAAAGACACCCUCGAGUUUUCAGAACUGGCAGAUGAGGUGAUUGAUAUCGCGGUCGAUGGCUCACUUUUUGAGUUCCAUACUGCUUUCGAGAGCUUUAUGCGUACUGCUCUGCACGACGUUGAAGCAAUUGGGAAGGCCAACGAAGCAAGGAUAAAAAUAGAGCUUACAAGAGACGGUUCUGGGACUGGUGCAGCACUCAUAGCUGCAGCUGCAGCAUAA
This is a messenger RNA of Fusarium oxysporum Fo47, 1623 nucleotides long. RefSeq lists its product as uncharacterized. Gene Ontology annotation, molecular function: fructokinase activity; mannokinase activity; D-glucose binding. Bases 1 to 1623 code for a protein of 540 amino acids. The record is from RefSeq and is a predicted model, not a curated record. Gene Ontology annotation, biological process: glucose 6-phosphate metabolic process; intracellular glucose homeostasis; glycolytic process. The transcript is spliced from 2 exons. Lineage: Eukaryota; Fungi; Ascomycota; Sordariomycetes; Hypocreales; Nectriaceae. Gene Ontology annotation, cellular component: mitochondrion; cytosol.